UUAGUACCAUUAAUUUGUGUGUGGUUUGUUGUCCAAAUUGUAACCAUGUUUAAAGUUGACCUAAAGGCCUUGUUACAACUGUCGAAGUCAACGGAGCGAACUUUGCGGUUGCACAAACGCAUUCAAGGCAAGGGCAAAGUGAGAUAUAUUGUUUGUUAUGAGAUAAAGGAGGGCAUCUUGACCAUACAACGGAUGAGACGCUUUAGGAUUGGACGCUCCACUCGCUCGAAGCGCCGCCAUAGUCAAGGGCGAUCUUCCAGACUUUCCAGUGUCAUGUCUCAGGCAACGGUCUUGGAAAUAAGUCUACCAAGUCCAAGGGUCAUGGACGUUGGCAGUCAAACGCUGAGUGUGGAACGCAAUCACGCCAGAGUAGACACGGUGGAUCUGAGCUUAAAGAUUUCGCGACUUCAGCAGACCAUCUUAAAAUCUCAGUCCUCAACGGGCAGUCAGACGAAGCUCCACAUGAUGGAGGAACGCUCGACUCAAAUGGAUUUUAAAUACAAGGCUAGAUGGACACAAACGAAUCCGGAGAAGUGCGUCACCCGCGUAAGCAGCACUCAGACAGUGGAAAAAGUGUCAUAUGAACACAGUUGUACACAGACAACCAUGUCGGAGGAUCAGGAGGAACCAUUGUCGCAGCAUUUAAAGCUGCUUCAUCUGCUUUUGAGAUCAAGCUGCAGCCAGGGACAACUGUUGUUUAGAGGCGUGGAGUCCAUAAAUCAGCUGAUUGAGUUCAAGCAGCUGGAGUUGCACAAACAGCGACUGAUGGACACAGCAGAGGCACAGAAAGUGACUCAAAAAGAAGCACAGAAAGAGGUACAGAAAGAAGCACUUAAAGAGGUACAGAAAGAAGCACUGAAAGAAGCACACAUAGAGGCUGCAGCGAAGGCCAAGAAGCUGACUGAGGUCAAGCAACUGUAUUCCAAAAGAGCACGACUGCGUUGCAAGCAUCGCUGUUGCCUCCACAUGCAACGCAACAAGGCAAAGCUUGCUUCGACUAAACUGGACACAGAAACCCAGACAGAGAUACUGUUCACGCCCACAAGCAUAUACAGCUGCAAGUGGACGCAGACGAAAGUCGCUGCCAAUUUGGUGGCUGCCACACAAACGGACAGGGACAAAGACAGGGAUAAGGGAUUCCUUUGGCUGCGGCGCAGCAACUAAAAUAUAUCAAAAAAAAAACAGAAAACAAAAAAAAGAACAAGACUUACCACAGCCAGCUCCAGUUUGUAGAUCUUCCUGUUGCAGUUGCAGUUGCAAUUAUCGUUCUUGUUGCACUCAUAUUGAUUAGCAUAAACUGUUUUGUUGUUUGGCA
Messenger RNA from Drosophila innubila, 1315 nucleotides. RefSeq lists its product as uncharacterized. NCBI's taxonomy places the organism in Eukaryota, Metazoa, Arthropoda, Insecta, Diptera, Drosophilidae. The coding region runs from base 46 to 1164 and encodes 372 amino acids. The record is from RefSeq and is a predicted model, not a curated record. The transcript is spliced from 4 exons.